AUGGAACUCGAUCCAAAUUCUCCCGAUUGGGACGUUGAUGUGUGCAAAACGGUCGAAUUUGUGCAUCGGUGUAUCACCAUGUUGGUCGCCUCUGAUGCCCCCGAGCUCGCUUUGCGUCUAUUUCUCAAAGCUGCCUUGGUUAUUGAUCAAAUCGAUUUCAGCAAACGGGAGUCUAUGGCCUACGAGUUCGUAUCUCAAGCUCUCACUCUCUACGAAGAAGGUGUUCCCGAAGCUCGUGCUCAAAUUGACGCCAUCACUCUGAUCACAAGUACUCUGUGUCAGAUGCGCUGUUUCGGUGAUGAGGAUCGACGAACACUACACACACAGUGUACCCGUGCCGCGGCUCAUCUGCUUCGUAAACACGACCAGAGUCGUGCGGUCGCUGCCACCGCCCAUUUGCACUGGCCGGUUCCAGUGUUCUCUCGAUCCGGCACCAAGCCAAGUGUCCUAAUCAGUGUGACCGAUAAGUCUGAGCAACAAUUCAUCAUGCCAAGUCGAUCGGAGAAAAUAUCGACCGAACGAUUGAAUGCGGUAUGUGCUCUCUUGUAUCCAUUUGAAUAUAGAUAUAUAUACUUGGGUGAACAAAUGUAA
Molecule: messenger RNA, 591 nt
Organism: Echinostoma caproni
Lineage: Eukaryota; Metazoa; Platyhelminthes; Trematoda; Plagiorchiida; Echinostomatidae
Source: the annotation of a GenBank genome assembly